AUGUCUUUAGACGGGACAUCAAACAAGUAUGGUGAUAAAAACACCAAUAUCGUCGAACUGUAUAGCGAGAUGGUCAAGGAUAGCAAGCAGUUAACGUACUACAACAGUGGUGUAGGAACGUAUGCUAAGGGACACACACAUUGCAUGAAGCAGAUCGAGAGUGUCUUUGAUCUGGCCUUUGCGCUUAAUAUCAGUCGAACUAUUAUGGGAGCCUACAGAUGGCUCUCAGACACGUACCGUCCUGGUGACAAGAUCUUCCUGUUUGGGUUUUCGAGAGGUGCCUACCAAGUUCGUGUAUUGGCAGGAAUGAUCCACGAGAUGGGACUCAUAUUACCCGGCAACAUAGAACAGAUCCCCUAUGCCUACGAGCUUUACUCCGCCAUCAACAGUGGAAAGAAGAAGGAUAAGUUACUUGCGGCAGGAUUCAGGUCGACGUUCUCCAGACGCGUAGUAAUACAUUUCCUCGGCGUAUGGGACACCGUUUCGGCUGUUGGUAUCAGGAAGGAAAAGAUUCUACCAUCCACCGAUACAUGCGAUCACAUUUGCUGUUUCCGUCAGGGCCUUGCGCUUGAUGAGCGCAGGGUGAAAUUCCUACCUGAGUAUGUCUACGGAGGCACGAGCGAUCGACCCGAAUCCCAAUUGGCGCAACCUCCAAACAAUGCUGUCAAGGAUGUCAAGGAAGAUAAUGUCAAGGAGGUUUGGUUUGCUGGUAGUCAUUCGGAUAUGGAGAAGACGGGAAAAGCGCUCAAUUUCCAAGACAUGCCUUUACUAUGGAUGCGAGAAGAAGCUUUCGAUGCAGGGCUUCUGCUCAAUCCACCCAAGAUAGCUUUCAGAUUUGAAGAUUUGAAGGAACCCAAUAUUAACAACUCGUUAACACUUCGGUGGUGGCUGCUUGAGCUAUUGCCUGUCAGACGUCUUUGUUACAACAAUUCUAACCAGCAUACAAUAGUGUAA
This is a messenger RNA of Suillus fuscotomentosus, 954 nucleotides long. RefSeq lists its product as uncharacterized. The record is from RefSeq and is a predicted model, not a curated record. The transcript has 8 exons. The coding region runs from base 1 to 954 and encodes 317 amino acids. Lineage: Eukaryota; Fungi; Basidiomycota; Agaricomycetes; Boletales; Suillaceae.